This is a messenger RNA of Nothobranchius furzeri (turquoise killifish), 4003 nucleotides long. Its product is annotated as protein crumbs homolog 1. Gene Ontology annotation, molecular function: calcium ion binding. The record is from RefSeq and is a predicted model, not a curated record. Lineage: Eukaryota; Metazoa; Chordata; Actinopteri; Cyprinodontiformes; Nothobranchiidae.
ACUCUGCAGCCCGAGUUAUCCAAAAUGUUCUCCUCUAGGGUGCUAAACGUGACUCCGUGGCUCUGCUUUACCACCCGUGCCGAACUCUGAUAUCCCACUGGCAACAGCUUCGGUCUCGCCCAAAUUAGCUUCCCGAAUGCAACCGUCGCUCCUUCAACACAGUGAAGCUGUGAGCUGUAAGUGCAUUAGCUUAAUCCUCUCUGUCAAGCACGCUGCCAUCCGAGCACUUCAGGGAGCAUGCACUAAGGCAGGGAAGUGAGGAUGGAGCUGUGUUUAAACUAAAAUGAAGAUAAGGACACACACCCAAUAAUCUGGGGGACAAUGCUGAGAGUCAACGUGCAUGUGUGGAUGCUGGGGCUACUCUGUGCAGGAGCGUCCUACAGUGAGAACAUCGGUGGAUGUGAACAGCUCCCAUGCCAAAACGGUGGUGUGUGUGAGAGCCACAACGGAGGAUUCCGGUGCCUUUGUUCCCGGCAGAGCCCGAGCGGGCGUCUGUACGGCGGGGAGAACUGCACCGUCGCGCUUUCGGGCUGCGAUGAAGCCCGGUGCGAGAACGGAGGAAUGUGCUCUCCUUUGCUUGUGAAUGAUCAACACACCUACACGUGCACCUGCCUGCUGGGCUACACCGGGCCAAAAUGCCAGACCUCCACCUUCUUCUCCUUUGAGACCCAGGGCUACAUGUAUGUUAAAACUCAGCAGCUGGACACAGAAGUUCCACUUAAUUUGACGUUCAGCUUUAGGACAGAGAGACCGAACGGCACCCUCUUUCAGCACAGAGUGGAUGACCUUCUCCUCAGCAUUGAGCUGAUGGAUGGACACCUCCGCCUCAUCAGCCUAAGAAGACAAGGCUCCAGCACUCUGGUUCAGGAGCUGCCAAAGUAUUUGUCCGACAGCAAGUGGCACACAGUGGAAGCAUCACUAGGUGGUGUGGUCAGCCUCAUCAGGCUGCUCUGCAGCCAGGGAAGCUGCACCAGCAAGCCCAACACUGAAGUCCAGCUGCUUGAACAGGCUGCUGCUCUCCCUGACCCUGGGGAUGUUCGUCAGAGCCUCUUUAUUGGAUCAGCCGGGAGGAGCUGGGCUUGGGCCAGAACUCUGGGUCCAGCAAACGAUGCACCUGCGUUUCUGGGCUGCUUCAGAGAUGUGUUUGUAGACUCACGUCUGGUGCUGCCUGCUGACGGCUCUGAAGCCUCGGGCACACAGGUCAACGUCACAGCGGGCUGCAGCGACAGAGACAAGUGUGAUGAAAGUCCGUGUCAGAACAGAGGGCACUGUGUGAGCCAGGGCUGGAGGAGCUACAUCUGCGAAUGCCACAGGCCGUACGAGGGACCCAACUGCGCUGAGGAGUACAUCACUGCCCGGUUUGGGAACAACAACCUCGAGAGCUAUGCUGAGUUCUCAUUGACCGAUAACUCUGGCACAUCUGUCAUUAUAUCCAUGUUUAUUCGGACCAGACAGUCCUCUGGCCUGCUGCUCACCCUAGCCAACAGCACCAGCCAGUACCUCCACCUGUGGCUGGAGGAGAGCCGGCUCAAGGUGCAGGUUAACAACUUUAAGAGUGUAUCUGGUCUGAAUGUGGUCAACGAUGGUCAUUUCCACCUCAUCAGUGUGAAACUGGAUGAAACAACGGUUAGUUUGUUCCAGUCAGCCCGAAGCCAGGGUUCUACAACUGUCAGGCAUGUCCAAACUCACCCUGGUGACUUGGUUCUUGUUGGGGGACUACCAGACUCAAGAGCCUCUGCUUCGUUUGGUGGCUACUUCAAGGGAUGUGUCCAGGAUCUGAGGAUCAAUGGCAGACGACUGCAGUUUUAUCCAGUAGCUACUCCAGUAGAGUCCCACAACCUGGUAAAGCUUGUGGGCGUGGCUGAAGGUUGCAGCAGUGAAAACGCCUGUGCUACCAAGCCUUGUCUGAACGGGGGAGAGUGUUACUCCAUUUGGGAUGAUUUUAUCUGCAGCUGCCCCACCAACACUGCAGGGCGGAGGUGUGAGAAGGUGAAAUGGUGCGAGCGGUCCCCCUGUCCCACCACUGCUGUUUGCCAGCCUCUCUCUCAGGGCUUCGAGUGUUUGUCCAACGUGACGUUUCAGCUUGAAAGCAGCAUUCUGCAGUUCCGUGGUAACGGGAAGAUCAGCAGUAGUCUCACUGAUGUCUCCUUCAGCUUCCGCACCAGACAGCCUGCAGGGACUUUGCUUCAUGGACAAAGAGACUCUGACUUUUUCACCAUCUCCCUCCUGAACUCUGGUCUGGUCAUGGAGCUCAGGGUUGGAGCAGAUCAGGUGACAGCUCAAAGCUUCGGUCCUCUCAGUAAUGGCGAGUGGCAUACUGUGGAGAUCAACAAGGAGAUGCAAACAUCCAGAUGGGUCUUAAUCGUGGAUGGAGGUAAAGGAAACAUAAGCGUUUCCCAAACGAAGGUGAAGGACUUUGACUUUCUCAAAGAGGGAGCAGACAUUUUCCUGGGAGGUCUCAGUCAGCACUCUGGAGUCCUGACUGGCUGUCUGGGUCCAGUAAGGAUUGGGGGACUUCUUCUUCCAUUCCACCUGGACGCAGAGCUGAACAUCCCCAGGCCUCAGGAGGAGCAGUUUGUGAGGAUGACUGCUGAUACUGCUCUGCAGUACGGCUGCUGGGGGGCCCCUGUGUGCACACCCAACCCCUGCCAGAAUGGGGGGGCAUGUGAAGACCUGUUUGACCUGCAUCAGUGCAUGUGUUUGCCUGAGUGGACAGGCUCGUUAUGUCAGAACCCUACAGACUACUGCAACUCCAGCCCCUGCAUCUUCGGCAACUGCGCCAGCCUACCAGAGGGGUUCAGGUGUGAGUGUGACCCGGGGUUCACUGGUGAACAGUGCGAGGUUGAAGAGGAUGUGUGCGAAAACAGCAGCUGCAGCAACGGCUCCACGUGCCUCAAGGGCUUCCAGAGUUACACGUGUCUCUGCCCUCGAAACACGACUGGCCACUACUGCGAUGAGAAAAUCCCUGAAAUCCCCUGGUACAUCGAGACAGAUCCGCUUCCUGAGCUGCCCGUGUCUUUGUGUUUGGGUAAAAGAUGGAAGUACAGCUGCUUUAAUGGAGGAAACUGCUCUGAAGCAGAAAACCACUGCUCCUGCUUGCCCGGCUUCACAGGACAAUGGUGUGAGAAGGACGUGGAUGAAUGCGCCUCGGAGCCGUGUUUGAACGGAGGCUUCUGCAUCAACUACGUGAACAGCUUUGAGUGUGUGUGUGAUAUAAACUUCUCAGGAAUAUACUGCCAGAUGGAUGUCAGCGACUUCUACGUGUAUUUGUUCUUGGGGCUGUGGCAGAACCUGUUCCAGCUGGUGUCCUAUCUCAUCAUCCGCCUCGACGACGAGCCAGAGAUCGAGUGGGGGUUGCACGUCGACGAUUAGACGUCUCGCUGUCCAGGACAGAGGGACCAGAGCUGUGGGGAGGGGUUUUCGUGGGACACUGUGGUGCUGAAGCAAGAGGAAAGGGUUGUUUCUCCUCAACUUGCAAUGGUUUUUAUCCUGAUCUUAGCUACAAGAGACUCGAUGACUUAGAGCUGACGAGAUCACGGUUUUACCUGCGUUCUUGUCCAGGUUAGUCAUCGUUUGUGGGUGUGGUCGUUGCGGUCAGACCAGGCUGUGCCUUAAAGGAGUACUGCUUUCUAAUGGAGAGGAGACUCAUGUCUGUUUUAGUAAGGACUAAACCCGCCUAGCUCUUUCCCUCACUGUGAUGUAACCACACACGCAUUCAUGUAGGAGACUCCACAGAUAUGGCCAGAGGUGUUGGUUUCCAUAAAGUUUUCGGUUUUAGAUCUUUGUGUCAGGCGUUUCUAUGGUUACCGAGGUAUAACCCGAAACUUAUAAAGGGUUUUGGUUGACAAGUAGGUGAAGUUGACUGAAAAGGUCCACAUCUUCAGGGUUGGUCUUCUAGACCUCUGUAGUCCACCCUGACCUGCAGGUCCAGAUCCUGACUCAUGGAGCUUAUUCUUCAUCGUCCAUGUUGGGUUUGUCCUCCUGCCUCUGGAGGAUGGAUCAU